Messenger RNA from Ornithodoros turicata, 630 nucleotides. RefSeq lists its product as uncharacterized. The transcript has a single exon. Lineage: Eukaryota; Metazoa; Arthropoda; Arachnida; Ixodida; Argasidae. Bases 1 to 630 code for a protein of 209 amino acids. The record is from RefSeq and is a predicted model, not a curated record.
AUGGAGACAGUGUUCGGCUGGGUGGUCCAGGGAGUCAACUCAAGUUCGAGCCUUUCAGCACCCAUGUGCGGCAACACUGUCGCACUCUUUUUAGGCUACUUCAAUGUCGCUUGCGGUAACGAAAAAGUGAUAGACCCUUCGCAGAUGUGGAGUCUUGAUGUCAUUGGCAUAACCGAUCCAGAUCAUUCCCAAACCACCGAGGAGCGCACGGCAUUUGACCAUUUCCAGAGUGCAGUAUACAAGGAAAGGGGACGAUACGUCGUUCCCUUGAUGCUCAAGGCGCCCGACCUUUUGUCCAUUACGAACCAAACCGUUGCUGAAGCAAGGCUACAGCGUCAACUUAAACGUUUCGAAGCUCAUCCGGACGUGCUGCGAGAAUAUGACCGCACAAUCAGCGAGUACUUCAACGAGGGUGAUGCGGAGCGAGUGGAGCCGUCGGACCAAAGUGCACGUCAUGUGUAUUAUCUUCCUUACCACGCAGUCAUCCGGCAGGAAGCGGUGACAACCAAGGUUCGUGCCGAGUUCGACGCCUCUUCGCAUGUACUGGGAAGCCCUUGUCCAAAGGCCUGGAAGACCAACUGCGACAAAGCAGAAGGCAGCUUGGUCUGCCUGCAGAAUUCGGUCCAUUAG